AUGGAGGCGAUAGACCGGACGACCGGGGAGAGGGCGACGGACCGGGGGAGGGCGACGGACCGGGGGAGGGUCGACGGACCGGGGGAGGGCGACGGACCGGAGGACCGGGGGAGGGCGACGGACCGGGGGAGGGCGACGGACCGGGGGACCGGGGGAGGGCGACGGACCGGGGGAGGGUCGACGGACCGGGGGAGGGUCGACGGACCGGGGGAGGGUCGACGGACCGGGGGAGGGCGACGGACCGGGGGAGGGCGACGGACCGGAGGACCGGGGAAGGGCGACGGACCGGAGGACCGGGGGAGGGCGACGGACCGGGGGACCGGGGGAGGGCGACGGACCGGGGGAGGGCGACGGACCGGGGGACCGGGGGAGGGCGACGGACCGGAGGGGAGAUCGACGGGGCGACAGUACUAUGGAAUUGAAAAAGACGAUUUCUCUUUCUCCGGUGACUGA
Molecule: messenger RNA, 453 nt
Organism: Oncorhynchus kisutch (coho salmon)
Lineage: Eukaryota; Metazoa; Chordata; Actinopteri; Salmoniformes; Salmonidae
Product: rRNA 2'-O-methyltransferase fibrillarin-like
Exons: 1
Coding region: 1-453 (150 amino acids)
Source: RefSeq, a predicted model, not a curated record